Molecule: messenger RNA, 5903 nt
Organism: Porites lobata
Lineage: Eukaryota; Metazoa; Cnidaria; Anthozoa; Scleractinia; Poritidae
Source: the annotation of a GenBank genome assembly
UUUAACGUACGAGCCAACUGGGUCAAAAAAGGUUGCCGUAAAGACUACGCAAGAGAAAUGGUGUUGCUCUUUAGCGAUCGAAAUCAAGCCUCUAAAGCCAGGAUAAACUGGAACCAUUGGCAGCCUUAUCUCUUUAGGUAAGGAGGUGGGUGGGCAACAGUUACCGAGAAAACCAUAGCGAUACGUUUAAGUUUAAUGUUUCUUUUCAUCCAAUCUGAUAAUUCCAAGGAAAAACUUAAUUCCCAUUCUAGAGCUACUGUCCUUUCAUAUUCUUGAAGUGACUUAGACCUGGAAGUGACUUGUCUAUGAUCAAAUUAAAAAACCUUGGAAAACAACAUUACAAAAUAAUAUAAUAAGAUGAGGCCAUUCACUCGCAUCGGAUAAAGUAAAAAAUGAAGAAAAAUAAACAACAAUGAUAAUAAAACUAUUAAUAAAACAAAAUAAAUAAAUUUAUAACACAUAUAGGGUAUGAGUUCUACUUACACUACCUUGAGUGCAAAUAGCUCAACUGAGAAGGCCAUUUUGAAAGUCUAUAGAAUCUUUUUAAUAACAGAACAGAAUUAUAAGCUUAAGACUAGAUUCAGUCACAGAUAGGUCACUGACGUCUUGUAGCAUACCAGCAUGACAGCUCCUGCUUGUAGUGAAUAUAUAUAGCAUGGUGGGUAUAAACCGUUAAAAGUGUCAUAAUCAAAAAAAAGACAUUAGAGUCUCUUUCGGGCUGGAAACAGUUUCGUUUCUAGAUGGCGAUGUGACCUCGAAACAGCCAAGAGAGCGUCUUAUGUUUAAUUCUGUUAAAUACGUUUACUGCUCUUACCAAAGCUCUAACUCUCUAAUCGUUAAAAUCUGCCAAGGGUACGUAUAUCCCAUCACGGCAGAUGCGCAAAUGUGCAUGUGCUUAUGUUAAAAUAUAACCAUGGUGCCUGAGUGUUGAUGAAAAAAAGUUCCUGGGUCAGCGUUUUUAAAGAUGGCACAUGACGGCAAUUUUGAAGGCCUCCAGUGACUGUUUUUCAAUGACACUAUUUGGUAAAGAGUUCCAGUCUCUUAUUGUACGUGCAGUAAAACUGUGUUAGUAUUCGUUUGUUUUGGCACUAACUUGAAUGAAUUUCGCAGGAUGGAAUUGCCUAGUGCCCUGUCGCCUUUUAAAUAAUAAAAUAAAUAAUAUAUAGGAUAGUGCUGCACCAUCGUGUAGAACGAAACUAUAUGGUAAUAAAAUUCCUAGUCAAAUCUCCAGUUGAUAAAACAUUGUACUUCUAGUAUUCUCGUUCUAGUCCUUCUAUUGAGCACUCUGACACCAGCUUUGCAUCAGCUGAAAUCGAGUAGGGUGGAACCUGUAUAGCUGAUAGACCGGAAGCUUCUUUAUGUUACUUUGUCUGGUCUCUUUCUGUGGGAUGACCACAACCUUUAAAAUGCUCAUAAAACUGAUCACAUACAAUUUGAUGUACACCUUAAUUUUCUCAGUUUAGCAAACCGCUGUGCAUCAGAAGCUAGACGUCAAAACCUCCAGUGGUUUGCACUGCAAUAUUACGGAGAAUGCUGGGCAAGAAAUGGCUCUCUUAGUCAACUACUGCCAAGGUAAUGACCUUGCUGAUAAGAAAAAACGAUCAACAGCUUAAGCGACAUGCCAGUUUCUUUAUUAUCCGACAUAAGUGUUUGUAUUUAACAAUUAUUCCUCGAGCCCGAAUGGGCUCGGAGUCAAUAGCCCAUGAGGCCGAAGGCCGAAUGGGCUACUGACUCAGAGGCCAUGAGGGCGAGAGGAAUAAUUGUUUUAGUAUCGAGAAUAAAAAGCUUUUAGCUAGUUAAAGCUAGACUUUAAUCCUUUUUUGCCGCCAAAAGGCCCGCGCUUUUCGCUGCUAUUGGGCUAUAACAUAUAGCCUAGUAGUAGCUCAACCAAUCAGAACGAAGCAUUGAUAAUAGGCCACUAGUUGGAUUUUACUAAUAAUGGAUAUCCUCCUCACAGUGUCCUCGGGUCCGUUUCUCGAACGUUCCGGCGGCUUUUCAAGUCCAGAGUCAUAUGUCAAAACAAGAAAAUCAAAAUCUAAACGGGUUCUAACCAAAAGACCAGCCUAAUUUUUUCCUAAACUUAGAUUUUCAUGUAGCAUUUAUUUCAAAAUAAUUAUUGGCGUUUUAGCAUAAAUAUGCAAAAAAUAUCUUUCCGUAAAGCAUUAAAUAGACUACCAAGAAACUGGUUCUUAAUAUAUUCUUAUAUUCAGUAACAUCCUAGUAUUUGAAACUGUUACAGUGUAAAGAACUCAGAGGGAACCACCUAUUAAAAUAAUCAGAUUAAUCCGCCAAUCACAAGUCACGUUCACAAAAAAGGCCAAUGAAAAGUACAGUGAGAACACGUCUUUAGGAUUUCAAUCCAAGCUCAGUUAGGCCCAAGUUGAUUUCGCUGCACCGUCAAAGUGUCUGAUGAGGACCAUCAAGCAUGAAGGACGACAACUGAAACUGAACCAAAAAACACUGGAGAGAGUUCACAAGUUUGACUGGGUAUAAAAAUGGCUGGAUUUUAAAAUGGUUGACUAACAAUUUGAAUCUAAAUAAAUUGAUGUCUUUUUCUUCUCGAUCCAGUGCCAAUUUAGCCCCUUUUGUAGAUCAAGGCAUACAACUUCAUGCGCAGCUUAUACAAAAAAUUUGAAGAAUUCUUCAACACUGUGGCCUCUUACAUGUAAUUUUAUGCAAGAAGUAAGUUAACAUCUCGGGCGUCUUAGACACAAUCGUAUUUUCAUCCUGUGUCCUCAUUGCUUUAUUCCACCAAUUCUAAGUACAAGAGUCCAUCCACAUCGGCACCAACAUGUCGGCCGGAAACCAACAAAAACAUCUGUCACCGAGUUUUUCUACAAAAACGUAAAUUUACCCCUCAAAGAGGUCAUAAACAUUAAGUGAAACUUUUUCUAAUACAUGAGCUGUUCAGAUAACAAAAUUUCCCGAAAUAAGUCAACCUGUAUGACAGCUCUCUUUGCCGCCACGUAAAUGCCGCGUCACGAAAAAGCUCAGAAAUAUUUUAAGCGUACUCUUCUAUAACAAAACCAAGAACCCUUUCGAAGCGAAAAUUUUAUUUGAAUGAAAAUUAGUUUUCAGCUGCUCUAAUACAUUAUGAAAGUAAAAUCUCAGUAGGAUCCAUAGUUUUGUAGUUUAAAUUUUAGUGACUUCAUGUGAAAACCAACAAUUGCUCAUUUGUUUUCAAUUUGUAGAAAAUAGAGAAAAUUUCAAACGUUUUGCGCAGAAGAAAAAGCUGCAUUUCUAUACCUAAAAGCAUUAUAUAACAAGGUGAAACGCUCUUUGAUUUGCAUAAUGUAAUCAGAUCAUACUCAGCCUCCUUCCACAAUUGCUGAAGGCUAAGGAUAAAUACUAACUCAAAAGGUCUGAGUAAACCAGCCCAUGAGGCAUCACUGUUCAGGCUGCAAUUCUCCGACAUUUGAUUGAAAUUAAUAUCGCCAAUUUUUAUUCUACCCUUUCUAAAAGGUACCCGAAGGAUUCGGAAGGCAAUUGUGUGGGAGAAUCGUUCAAACCGUGUGAACAAGAAGAUCCUAAAUCACUUUGCGUAGGAAGAGCUUACAGAGCUUACUUCUAUGAGUUUAGAGACAAGCAAAACCUCUCGUAUCAAAUACCAGUUGGUGGGGGAUACGGUGAGUCUUACAUGUUUUACAGUAAAAAAUCUUUAUAUUUAUCCUGUUUUUACCUCACCUGAAGUGUCACGUGUAAUUCGCCGCUCCCUCCCUGUAGGUUGCCAGAAAGCUGUAGACGUUGCAUUCGUCAUCGACACAUCCGGGAGUGUAAAGCAAGUUAAUUUCAACAAAGUGAUUCAGUUUCUCAAAAUGUUCGUCGACCGCUUUGACUUUCCAGAUAGCGGGACCAGGUAACUCCUUAAAUUUCUGUUAUGAUCGUUUAGCUGCAAAGUAACCGAGCCUCCUCGAAAGAAAAAAUACCGGCCAAUCACAAGUUGAAAUGACUUGUUGGUUGCUAGCCUCAUCCCGUUUUAACGUGGGUGCAGUUGGACUUGCGGAAUGAAUUUGUUACCCUAUGAGUGUCAUGGAGAGGGAUUGAAAGGGAAACUGAGAAGGGUCAAAUGUCACUGACCCCCGAAGACUGCAGUUAAAGUUUCAGCGACCCAAAUUGAAGAGGUUAUUGAUAAGUCGUUUUGAAAACCCUUUUAUGGAUUUUUAAGUGUGAUGGCUAGCAAUCGAUCCAAUCCCUUUUUUCAUCGCAAAAGCUCUUACAGAUAUUUCAAACCAAAAUAUCAUCAAAAACUGGUCAGACUUCAGCGAAGAUGCUAUUUAGCCUACUCCUUAAAAAUAACUUACUGUCGAGGUUCUAUCCUAGUUAUAUAUAGCGAGCACGUUUGAAAAGUAAAGCGGUAAUUGAAGCCAGAUUAUUGGGCCGAUUGGUUUUUCCUCUCGCGCCGCUCCUCGUAUCGUCCCAGUCCUUCUCGUCAUAGACUAAGAGCUUUUUUGAGCAAACGGGAUUACUGCGAGAGGGAAAUUCGAAAAAGAAACAAUAUGAUAUCAAACCUUUUUAAUAGCAAGAAAAAGUCUUUCUUUUUUUCAGAAGCACAUAAUACAAAUUCUUUAUUUUUCUGAUCGUUAAGGUUUGCACUAAUGAGGUUCGACCAUAGAGUUUGUAUCGACUUCAUGUUAGAAGAUUCAGUUUUUUACUCUCUACACGAGAUGAAAAACAAAAUCAGCAAGAUGAGGUACAAAGGAGGUUCUACUUUCACUCAACUGGCUUUAAAGGAAGUUAAGGACAAAAUAUUCCAGGGAGCCACCCGCGCAGGUGUGCCCAAAACAUGCAUUCUCAUGACAGACGGAAAGACUUAUGGAGGGAGCGAUAAGGUUAUACAACCUUCCAAGGAUCUUAGAGUAAGUUAAAAUGGAUUAUAAAACCGGUGAAGGGCCUCUUUAUAUAGGAGCAUGGAUGUCGACACCUCACUAGCGCAGAUAGUCUAGGGGUGCUUUACAUUACAUUGUCGGAAAUCUCGGUCGAGAAAUAUAGGGAACACUUCGGUCUGCGUAGAAAUUUUCUGUACAAAGUGGUCCAGUUCCAGAGGUGGUGCUCUUGACCGGUCGGUUCGGUCCAACCGAAACUUGCCAUACCAUUUCCAAAAAUUCUCGUUUCCAGACCUACUUUGGUAGCAUUAAUCAAAAUUUGGAUCGCUUCGAUUUGAUUGGAAACUUUGCUUCCACUGAACAAUGUCAUUGCAUUUUCUCUUAUGGAUAAUUCCACUGGUUUCUGACCGUUUGAUUUGGCAAAAUGGAAAGCAAAAAUAAAUAUAUAUAUUUAUUUAGCACGAAAGUACUAAUUGGGGACACUAUAUUUUACGUCUCCAACUGGAGACGGGACGGGACCGCCAUUUUACGUGGUCAUCCGAGCCACGCGAAGGUCUAACCUGUUGCAGUGCAAAGGGAGUACCUUCAUUUCUCGGAUAUUUUAAGACCCUGAGUAUUGGUCCGGCCCAAGGAAUCGACCCCGCGACCUCCCGCUCUGAAGUCAACACGCUCUACCGAAUGAGCUAACACUGACGCGGUAAAAGCACCCUAGGACUUUCCAAUUUCUCCUGGGUAUUACAGUAGUCUCAAGAGAAAUCGAAGACAAUGGUUAAGGAAAGUUUUGAUGGGUAAACAAGGUGCAUUAUGGUCUAGGGAAAAAUGAAUAGUGAGUUUAUAUGCACAGCGGACAAGGGACGGCAACGUCCUCAAGGGAUCUAAUUUUUAAUUGAACGUUCUUCUUUGUAGUCUUUAGGUGUUCACAUGAUAGCAAUUGGUGUCGGAGACGAUGUAGAUACUCGUGAACUUCGGUACAUUGCUGGUAAAAAUGUUAUACUGUCGAGCUCAUUUGACGAGGUUCUGACUAAAGCCGAUCGCCUUAUUGACCAGCUAACUCUUGGAGCUUGCAGGGAAGUAUACUAG